AUGGUGGAUGACCUCAAGCAGUUUCUAUAUAAAAACUUACCAAGUGUUGAAGGACUUCAUGCUGUUGUUGUUUCUAGUAGAGGUGGAGUGUCUGUUGUUAAAGUAGCCAGUGACAGUGCCCCAGAAUGGAGACUUGGUUUCUUCUCCACCUUUGCCCUUGCCAGGGGGGUAAACUGGGACUUUCAAAAAAUAAAAAGUAUUAGUAUUAUCUGUUACUACAACACCUACCAAGUGGUUUAAUUUAAUCAUUUACUUGUCGUGGUGAGUUUCAUAGCCAACAGCAUUGCCAAUACAGAACUAAUUGAGUUAGAAAAGGAACUUCCUCCAUUAUUUAAAGCUUUGAGACAAGUUGUGGAAGUUUCUUAA
Condylura cristata (star-nosed mole) is the source of this 366-nucleotide messenger RNA. It is a transcript of the gene LAMTOR3, whose product is annotated as late endosomal/lysosomal adaptor, MAPK and MTOR activator 3. Gene Ontology annotation, cellular component: Ragulator complex. Lineage: Eukaryota; Metazoa; Chordata; Mammalia; Eulipotyphla; Talpidae. Gene Ontology annotation, biological process: cellular response to amino acid stimulus; positive regulation of TOR signaling. The record is from RefSeq and is a predicted model, not a curated record.